AAAAAUUAAAGGAAAAGAAAAAAUCAGCUUCAUACCAAAACAAGCUUCAGGUAUUUAUCAUAUUUAUUGAAAAGAGUGUGUGUUGAUUACAAAUAAUAACCAAGUGCAGUUUUCAUGUCUGAAUUUGACACAAACGACAUUCCAUCUACUUUUGAUCCGUUUGCUGAGGCAAAUGCUGAGGACUCAGGUAUCGGGGCGAAAGAUUAUGUUCAUAUCCGGGUGCAGCAGCGAAACGGGAGGAAAAGCCUUACAACAGUUCAAGGAUUGAAGAAAGAAUUCAGUUACUCCAAGAUUCUUAAGGACCUCAAGAAAGAGUUUUGUUGUAAUGGUACUGUUGUCCAGGACCCUGAGUUGGGCCAGGUCAUACAACUUCAGGGAGAUCAAAGGAAAAAUGUUUCUACCUUCCUUGUGCAGGCUGGCAUAGUAAAGAAGGAUAAUAUCAAGAUUCAUGGUUUCUAAUUAAGUACUUACUACUCAAUAGCAAAAGAUUGUAAAUCUAAAACUCAAGCAAUAUAAUAGCCAGCUUUGCGUUAUUGUAUGUUAGUUCAAGAGGCCUAUGUGCUGUAAUCAUCUACUCUAGGUUUCUUAAUUAAUCAUUGUAUUAUGUAGUAAAAGAUUAUUAUAGAUUACUUAUAUAUGUGUGUUCCCAUGCAUGCAACCAUUUCGAAUAAAUUUCUCACUUUUCUUC
Messenger RNA from Arachis stenosperma, 688 nucleotides. Its product is annotated as protein translation factor SUI1 homolog. Gene Ontology annotation, molecular function: RNA binding; translation initiation factor activity. NCBI's taxonomy places the organism in Eukaryota, Viridiplantae, Streptophyta, Magnoliopsida, Fabales, Fabaceae. Gene Ontology annotation, biological process: translational initiation. The coding region runs from base 115 to 459 and encodes 114 amino acids. The record is from RefSeq and is a predicted model, not a curated record. The transcript has 5 exons.